This is a messenger RNA of Drosophila arizonae, 646 nucleotides long. RefSeq names its product zinc finger and BTB domain-containing protein 41. NCBI's taxonomy places the organism in Eukaryota, Metazoa, Arthropoda, Insecta, Diptera, Drosophilidae. The record is from RefSeq and is a predicted model, not a curated record.
AUGCCAACGAUUAAAUUUAGCAUGCACUGCGUGACAAUGGCCGGUGAGGUUCUGAUAACGAGCAAAACAAAUGCAAAAAAGAAGCAAGGCUUAAAAUGUUCAAAGUCCGAUCAAUCCGAGGACUCUGAUCCUGGCAACAAUCUACUGCGUCAUAUGUGCGAGCAAUGCGGAUAUAGAACUCGCAUAUCUGGAAAUUUAAAGGUGCACAAGCGCCGUCAUACUGGCGAGAAACCCUUCUGUUGUAACAUAUGCAAUGCAUCAUUCGUGGCACGAUACCAAUUAACCACACACAAUGAGAGUCAUAUGGAUACAGAUCAACGACGCAGUCGCUACAUGUGCAGGGAGUGCAAUGUAGGAUUCCUUAGUGCACGCGCGCUUUAUCAUCAUAGGCCGCUUCAUGCUCAGGUGAAGCAGUAUAAAUGUGGCGUAUGUGAGAAGUCCUACGCGCAGGCAGCAGGAUAUGCGCAGCACAAGCGCUGGCAUCGCCAACGCAACGAGCGAGCAACGGCCACAACCAAUGUAAAAGUAUCUGACACAAUCAAAACGAUUUUAAAUUAGCCCGCGUAGCCAUUUAUCAACACUAUAUCAUUUCGAUAGCAUUUCUAUUGUUAUGGGAAUCGUGCUAUCGAUGCAUUGUUUUGGUAGU